Molecule: messenger RNA, 1069 nt
Organism: Achroia grisella
Lineage: Eukaryota; Metazoa; Arthropoda; Insecta; Lepidoptera; Pyralidae
Exons: 5
Coding region: 130-876 (248 amino acids)
Source: RefSeq, a predicted model, not a curated record
ACCAACGAUAUGCAUCAUGAAAUCAUGAAAUAAAUUUGUUACAAACAAUUCACUACAGCUACAUUCACAUAUUCCGUGUUAAAAAGCAAUACUUUGUUCAGUUUAUUUUAAAAGUUGAAAAUCACAGUCAUGUCAUACCCACCACCAUCAGGGCCUCCCAACCAUUAUGCCCCAUAUCCUGGUCAACAACCAGCGUCCAGUACAUAUUAUGCGAAUCCAGGCUCUGUCACUUAUGUACCGACACCGGUAUUAAUGCCCGUGUAUCCACCUCAAGUGGCUGUCGUGCCUCAACCUCAGCAGCCACCAAACUCCACAUACGUCACAAACAUUUACCAGCAACCCCCACCGGAACCAGUUCGGGUUGUCGAACAUGCUGAAGAUAUAGAAUGGGUUUCGGCUUCGACGACCUCUUUUCAACAUCUUCGAGGAAGAGCACUACAGAUGGACACGAGCAAGUAUUGGAUAAUUAGGGCACAUCAUGAACGAGCUUUAAUUCCAGGAAAACUGCACCGUACAAUGGAAACCGCAAAUAUACCCUACGGUGGAAGAGAUGUGUCAGUACAUAAUUUUGAGGUAUUGUGUGCUAAGCCUAGUGCUGUGCGCUGGCUCAACAGUAGUCACGGCAUGGUACCACCCGGUGCUAUCGCCGCAGGCUACACAGAGAGUGGUGAAGCACUUUAUGUCGCCAAAGCAAACCAUGUUAAAUCAAACCAUGGAAGAUCUCUUUUCUCACAGAUAGGAAACCAUAUCCUCGACAUACCUAUACGCAGUAUCCCUGGUAAAGUCCAUCCUAGUCACAAAUGCUGCUACAUUUCUUUCUUAGGGAUGGAGAUUUCGUACCAGUCAUAUGAAGUCCUAUGUAAAAUGUAUGAUUAAUCUUGUAGACACGUUCAAAUCUGUUACUUUGGCUGAGUAUUAUCGUCUAUUCUUCAUUCCAAAUAAUAUUCUUACUUAAUUUUAAAAAUAAAUUAUAAAUAAUAUAGCUUCUGUUACAUUUCCUGUAAUAUUUGUACAUAUGAAAAGAAAUUUUAUAUUUAGGUUGUUUUAUUAAACAUUAAAUAAUAAAGUU